Molecule: messenger RNA, 4645 nt
Organism: Phalacrocorax carbo (great cormorant)
Lineage: Eukaryota; Metazoa; Chordata; Aves; Suliformes; Phalacrocoracidae
Source: RefSeq, a predicted model, not a curated record
GGGCGUGUUGUGUUGUGGUGCCGCCGCCGCCGCCGCCGCCGCCGUCGUCGUCGCCGUCGUCGUGAGGGGGGAGAGGCCCGGGGCCGCGGCGAGGGGCGGGGGAAGAGAUUAUGUGAGCUCCUGCGUUAGCCUUCUAACGUCUUGCACUGAAUACCCAUGGUAUGUCUGAAGGACGGAUCUCUUGUGUGUUCUGAAUGUACCAGGUUGUCCUCAUGAGUACUCCAGUGGAGAAUGUCCAUGAUCUUCUUUGCCUGUGUGGUGCGGGUGAGGGAUGGACUUCCCCUCUCAGCCUCCACAGAUUUUCAUUUCAACCAGGACUUUCUGGAAUGCAGAAAGAGAUUAAAGGCGUUAUCCUCAGUUCUGGCGCAGUAUCCAAGUCGAGGCACGGUAAAAGGACGUGACCUUAGCAUACAUUUCCUUUCUUCUGGGGGUAUUGCCUGCAUGGCAAUCUGUUCCAGCAAUUACUCAACCAUCAUGGCGUUUUGCUUCCUGGAGGAGCUUCGGUGGGAAUUUGCUGCUUCCUACGACACAACAAGCAUCAGUUUAGCUUCCAGACCAUAUGCUUUUCUUGAAUUUGAUAAUGUUAUUCAGAAAGUAAAAUUCCAUUUUAACUGUGCGAGUGGCUCUCGAGCCAAGGCCAACUGGGAGAAGAUUGAGGAGGAGCUGAAGUUCUGGCCCCCGGUUCAGCUGAAGCUGGAGGAUACAGACCUGAUGAAUGGGAUGACUAACGGUGGGCAUGCAGGCGUUCAUGUGGAGGUUGUCCCUACCUACAGAAUGCAGCGUGUGACUCCCCUGGGGAUUCUGUCACUUGUUCUGAACAUCAUGUGUGGAGCUUUGAAUCUCAUUCGAGGAGUUCACCUAGCAGAGCAUUCAUUUCAGGAGGACCACGAAGGAAUUGGAAAUGUGAUAGCUUUUCUUCUACCUUUUCUAGCCUGUGUUUUCCAGUGUUACUUGUACCUCUUCUACAGCUCGGCGAGGAAGGUGAAGACGUUUAUACUCCUUUUCUCUGUUUGUUUAUGCAACGUUUACUUGUACGGAUUACGGAACCUCUGGCAAAUAGCCUUUCACAUAGGAGUGGCAUCUCUUUCUUCUUAUCAGAUACUGACAAGGCAGCUUAUGGAGAAACAGCCUGACUGCGGAGUAUGAAAGAGACUUUGGGUUUGCUCCUCUAUUUUUGCAACUUCUUUUGUAUUAAACUGGCCAAAAAGUAGGUUGGAGUGUUUUAAAAGAUUUGUGACAAUGGUUAUUACAAGGAGGAUAUUUCAAAGCAACUUGAAAUGACGUAGGAUACUGCAAUCAUGUCAAACAGACAGUGAGGAAUGUCGCUGUAUUUAACAUGGCAUGUGGUAAUUGUGCACGGUAGGUUUUGACAGGUGUCAUCAAGAGAUGGAGGUUCUCCUUACCAUAAACAGGCUUUUACUCCUUUACUAAUACCAUCUAGACAGCAUUUUGCCAUUUGUCUUACUGGCUUUGUAACAGUUUGGCAGGUCAAUGUCUUGCCCUGUCAGUGCUUCCGAAAAUAGUAAAAUUGUAUAGCAAAAUGAAGACAAAGUGGUGGGAAAUAUUUUUGUCUGUAGAAUUUCUUAAGCAUUAAGAUUCUUGGUAAAUGUAAGUAAAGGAGUUGUUUGCCAUAACUAGAUGAGUUCAAUAUGAAUGGGAAAAUUUGUUAGGAUGAGCUUCAGGGUAAUUUUUCUAGGUUUUGAGGGAAAGGAAAAAGCUGUGGCUCUCUUAAAAACCAUAAUGGCUAUAAAUAUCUCCUGGCUAAACAGCGCAUCGUAGUUAAGUAUGUGCUCAUUGGUUAAUUGCAAAUACACUUGGGGCAGCAUAAAAUAAACCAAGUGAAUAUAAGUGAUCUUUCAGCUCGAGUGGCCUUCAUUUCCUUGUUUAAGGUCACUCUUGGUAUAAGGGUAAUUCCGUGUUUCCUUGGUCUGUGCAGAUGAUAAAUCUUCCAAGCCUACUUACGACGGGCCGCUGACUCCUCCACCUUUUUUAAAGAAAAUGUAUAGCUGGUGAGUAGAAAGCCAUUUCCAGUAAUGGAAAGCAAGAGCAGGUUCUCUUUAUUAUAUAAAACACCUUUAGUUAAUGGUGUUGAGUUCUUACACUAAGAUGAAUUGUGCACUUUUGAGUAUAAUACUUCAGAGCUGGAAUUAUUAACCUCUGCUGCACUGGGUAUUCUUGUAUGUAAUGUAUUGAGGGGCACAUGGGCAUUUUAGAACAUAUAUGAAUAAUUUAGUCUGUCUGUUUGAAAAAAUGCAUAGCAUUUUGUUGGAGCUGUCCUUGAAGGGUUGUAGAGACUCAAACUGAGAAGAUGUAGAGAACCAUAGGUGUGUUGUUGUGGAAGCGCGGUUUAUCUUACGAAACUGUUUUCUGGUCGCCCCAUUUCUUCCACCAGACAUUUCUCACCAAAGAUUUAUUUUCCUCUCACCAAGUCUCUACCUCUAGUGGUUGCAAAGAGAUUAACGUGAUGCAGAGUUUGCAGAAACGCUUAACAAAAUUACUUUCUUGCAUCUCAAUGAAUUUUCCUGAAAUCUCAUGGUGCAAACACGAGUAUCAGUGGGCUGCUGCACCAGCAAGCUGUGGUGCUGCACCCUGGAAGCACUUCUGUGACGCAGCUGACUGCAGCAGUGGCAUCGACAGGUGACCCGUUACAGCUUGGAGAGUUUCCAGGAUAUCAAGAGUCUUAGUGCCAGAGCUUUUUCCAGGAGUAAAAUGUAGCUGUUUCUCUCCCACCCCAUGUUUAGCUCAUUUACUGUUAACAAUAACGUAACGAAAUCCUUUCAGCAGUGAGGACUAGUCUAGUAGGAAUGACCGAGGAAUAUUUUAGCCAGCCAGUUAAGAAAACAGCUAAAGAUGUGUGCCAUAAGGGGGGAAUACGCUUCUGUUAUAGGGGAGUGGAUUACAAUUGUUUGUCUGUCAUUACCCCAGUUUUCUGCCAGAGCUUAAGUGGAGAAAUGGCACCAGAAUUCAACACCCAGAUGACCCCACAGAUGCGGGGGUUUUAGUACUGACAAGGUUUAAGUUUUUGUGCUGUUCAGUCCCAGUUUUACUUGGUAAGGUACUCUUAGAGACUUGAGGGAGCUAAGCCCUGAGUUUGGAUUACAAAUUUAAAGAAAAAAAACUGGUUAAAGGAUGCCCCUAGAAAUCCGAUACUAGAAAUGUCAUACUUCAUUAAGGAUACGGGAUCUGAUGGUGAUUGUGUUUUCCAGGAGCAUAAGCUGGGUAUCAGCCCGCUGGGUUACCGUGGGGAAUCAUCCUGUGGGGAAACGAUGAAGCAUUUUAUACUACAGGCAGACAAAACUUUGUGGAAAGGACCUUAGUGGUAUGGCCCAACUCCCUGCUCCGACCCUUUUAGCCUCAGGCUGGGUAAAGAGCCCGAAAGAGCUUUACUGUUUCUCCGUAGGCUUGGCUAAAGCUAGCCUGCUAUAGCUUAAGGCACGCAGAGCCCUUACAGUGGGCGCAUGGGGCCAGCGAACCAUUCUCUGCUUUUUAUUCCUCAUCCUUGUAUCGAGCAGAUUGGAAGAAACAAGAAUGUUCCUGAUGCUUCCCGAGCAUCCGACUGGUUGCUUUGUCGUAAAACAAAUACAGCCCCUGCGCCAGGUGAUGUUAGCAACAGCUCUGCAGUAAGGGAGGUGGGGCGGGGGGGAGAGGUAGCUUGUGUAAUUAACAUACUUAAAGAUUAAACGUGAUAAAGAUUAAAUUCAGCUUUAAUAUUUUUCUUUUUCCUGAAAAUGUUUCGGGAGAAUCAAACAAAACGAGUUGGUUCGGUUCUGCCUUCAUGGAAACGUUUUUUCUUCCUUUGCUUUGGGGAUAUUAGAUGGAGGAUGCGAUGAGAUCUUUUCUACUAAACGGACAAAGCUCAGGUUUGCUGUUAGCCUUAAUCGCUUUGCAACCUUUCCCCCCCCCCUCCCCGUAAUGUGUGUAAACCAUGCGAAGGAAUCUACUCAGCUUAAUACACGUGCGUUGGCAUCUGUGCACUUGGUGGGUGUGGAUUGAUUCAGGGGUGAGGCAGAGCACGCGUAGUUUGACCUAUUUCUUGGUUUUUAAUGUUAGUAUUUUGAACAGCUUCCUUAUCUGGAUGGUAUUUCUACAGUUAAACUUUUUCUUCUGGUGAAGCAGCAAGAGGAAUAGAAUAGUUUACAUUGAACUCAGUGCUUUAAGAUUUAAUAAAAAAGAAUGACUUGCAGUUUGAGUACAUGAAAUCUGACUCAUAACGUGGGAUUAUGCCUGUGUUGAAUCAAAUCCCCAGCCAGGAAUCCAUCCCUUUUUGUUCGACUUUAAACUGUAUAAUGUAGUUUGAAUUGCAUCUCCCUAAUUCUGUCAGUUUUCAAGAUAAGUCUUUUGGAAACUCUUUUCCUCACCCAGCAGCUCAGCGUAAGAAAAUUGGCAAAGAAUAAACUUCAUUAAUUUAAAGAUUUGCAGUGCUUAGUCACUUUAUGAAGCUGAUCGUUUUCUGUGGGUUUUUGGUUUCUUUUUUUUCCUUCCUCCCAAAGACCUGUUAAGUUUAUAGAACUUAAAACUGGUGGGCUGGUACCUUUUUAGACAUUUUUGCACUGUAUUAAUAAUCGAACCUGUGUAAAUGUGUAUAAAAUCAUUUCGCAUGUGUAUGUAUAUAUGUACAUAUAUCUAAUAAAUGGCUUUUUUGUAA